AUGCCACAGAUUAAUUUAGAGAUCCAACUUACAUCCACAUUACAAGAUGCGAUGGGCGUAGUGAUUACUUGCUCUUUGGUUAUGAGUUAUGACAAUGUAAACGGACUAUUAUUUUUAUCUUUAACAUUAUUUUUAUUCUGUUAUUAUUUUCAUUUUCAUGUUUGUUAUUGUUUUGCAAAGUUUUGCAUUGCUGCUACAAUUAUGAUGGAAAUUAACUCAUUUUGUAAUAAAUAUAAUAUAUGCGUUAUAUGCUUGAGUACAGAUCGUAAGCUUCGUCCUGCUGUGGACACAAAAAUUAUAACAAAUAUUUCAAAAAUAAAGUUUUCAGACACCUGUAAUGUGUGCUGGGAGUGCAAUGCUAAUGUGAGAAGUAUUGUAUCAUUUAGAAAUAAAGUACUGAAGGCUCAGUCAAUCAUCAAAAGUCUGUUUAAAACUAGAAUGGGUGAGACUCUUAUACCGAGUCUGUCACAGCUGCAGCAAAGAAACAUUGAAAAUGUUGGAAUAAAGCCACUAGAUGCUGCGGUUCCAGAUUUCAUUUCUACCUUUCAUCAGUCAAAUCUAACAUUACCUGGUAUUGAAGAAAGAACAGAGUCAUGUAUAGCAGAAGAGGUGUCGUCUCAUGGAGUGGAGAUCAAUGGAAUUGAUAUUCCUGAUGAUGAUGAAAUAUAUGUUGUAUAUGUAGAUAAUGAAGGUGAAAAUAAUAAUUCCAAUGAAAAUGAACAUCGGAAUAUAUACAGAGUAAGAAUUAUGGGUGAAGAAGAAAUGAUAAAUGACAGAGAGAGUAGAAGAAAGAGCAGCAGAUUUAUUAAAUGCACAUUAAAGUGUGAGGAGUGUGUUGAAAUAUAUUCCAAUAAGAAGUGCCUCAAUCACCAUAUGAAGAAACAUGAAAAGACUGCCGGUAAAUUUGUUUGCCCCAUCUGUACCCAAAGGUUUCUCGUUCAAUCUGAAUUAGAGGAACAUUAUACGACACAUUAUAGGUAA
This is a messenger RNA of Achroia grisella, 981 nucleotides long. RefSeq lists its product as uncharacterized. Gene Ontology annotation, cellular component: nucleus. The record is from RefSeq and is a predicted model, not a curated record. NCBI's taxonomy places the organism in Eukaryota, Metazoa, Arthropoda, Insecta, Lepidoptera, Pyralidae. Bases 1 to 981 code for a protein of 326 amino acids. Gene Ontology annotation, molecular function: zinc ion binding. The transcript is spliced from 5 exons.